AUGACGUCUGAGUUCAAUGACUCAUCAAUUGUUGGUAAGAAGAUCGAGAUGGAUACAAAGGAGCUUGGCCAAUUACUUAUCACCAAUGACAACCACUACGACAUCAAGGUGGUGUCCAUCGUAGGCACUGGCGGCAUGGGAAAGACCACCCUUGCCCAGAAGAUCUUCAAUGAGACAACAAUCCAACAAACAUCAAACUGA
This is a messenger RNA of Miscanthus lutarioriparius, 201 nucleotides long. The record is from the annotation of a GenBank genome assembly. NCBI's taxonomy places the organism in Eukaryota, Viridiplantae, Streptophyta, Magnoliopsida, Poales, Poaceae.